CCCCCCCUCGUCCUUCUCUUUUCUUCCCCUCUCUGAAACAAACAAACCUCCUCUCAUCCUCUUUCUCUCUCCUACGUGGCGUCCUCUGCGUUUUUUCUUGCUAUCUCUCUAAAAAAAAAGUUGCAUAUUUGUCUCCUAUGUGUUUGUGAGCAAAAUUGAGCUGAAGUUUUUGGUGAUUUUUCCAUUUGGUUGUUGUGAAAUUUGAGAUCGAAGAUUUUUGAAGUUUUUAGUUGUUGAUUCGAUGCCUUGCUCAUCGUCUACUAUGGUUACUCAAGAGGAGACUAGUGUUGCUCAAUCCGAUUCAGGAAAUAGGAAUUCAUCGGUUGCCGGAGCGCAGACCGGUGUAGGAGAAGGCCAAAUUCCUAAGAUUCGCAAGCCGUAUACUAUAACAAAGCAAAGGGAAAGAUGGACAGAAGAAGAGCAUAAGAAAUUCCUUGAAGCUCUAAAACUGUAUGGCCGAGCUUGGAGAAAGAUAGAGGAUCAUGUUGGAUCCAAAACGGCAGUCCAAAUCCGCAGCCAUGCUCAGAAGUUCUUUUCAAAGGUUGUUCGGGAAACAAAUAACAGUAAUGCAAAUUCAGUAGCUGAUCCCAUUGAGAUACCACCACCCCGUCCUAAGAGAAAGCCGUCACACCCAUACCCUCGGAAACUUGUACUUCCAUCCAGAAAAGACAUGCCAAUGGAGCAGGGAUCAAGAUCUGUAUCUCCAAACUCUUCACUCUCUGAGCAAGAGAAUCAGUCCCCUACUUCAGUUUUGUCUGCUGCCGCCUCGGAUAUGCUAGCAUCUGCAGAUUCAGCUGCACCCAAAAGCAGCCCAUCCCCUGUAUCUUCAGGCAAUUUUGGUGACCAAGUUGCAAAAUUGCAGUCUGAAGAUAAUGCACCUCAGGGGGAAGUGCAGGAGUCUAAAUCUGGAUCUACUGUUCCAGCUUCAGUGAAAUUGGAACUUUUUCCAGUUAAGGAGUCAGUUCACAAGGAAGAAUCAGCUUGCACAAAGGUCCUUAAACUAUUUGGAAAAGAUGUAGUAGUCCCAGGAAACCCGGAAUCAUUUACGAGCUUGAGCAAGUCUCCCUCAUUAGAUAUGGGGGAAGGAGUUCUCCAGGCAGGUCCAGAAGAUUUCCAGGCUGCCGAUAACUCAGUGAGAAUUGUUGGAAAUGCGCAGGAUCAUAUGAAAUUUUAUUAUGUGGAUAAAAAUGCAAACCAGGUAGAAAAACCGACACCUCUGCCAUGGUGGGUUUUCUUCAGAGGGAUGUCAGUUCCUCCAUUUGUGGAAACCCAAGAGAAGGAAACUCAGCGAGAGGGAUCUUCUGGAGAAUCAAAUAGCGAUUCAGUUAAUGGAGGAGAAACUCAGGAUAAGAAUUGGGAAACAGAAACGGAGUCUGGCCAAUGCGGUCCAGUGUCAGACAAAGAAAUUAAGUUUGUUGAGGAUUCACCCAGUUUGAUUGAGAAGAGAAGUAGCGUUGACAAGUGCAGAAAGGGAUUUGUUCCUUAUAAAAGAUGCCUUUCGGAGAGAGACAUGGAAUCGACCAUAGGCAGUGAAGAUAGAGAAAGUCAAAGAGUUCGACUUUGCUUGUAGCAACAUAUGACAUAUCCCCUAGUGAAGUUUCCUUAUUUAGAUUAGCUCAACAUUUAUAACUAUCCAGACUGAAAAACCCAGUUGAGAUUGGGAAUCAGUACAGUCAUAUACUUCCUAUGUAGUAAUUAUGGUUGCGGCAUGACUAUAAUACGAGGUUUGAUACGAGGUUUGAUCAUCUAACCACCUCCGAGGUGAGUGGCUGUAUAAAGUGGAUGGCCACUCAAAGGCUCCUCAAAAGUGAAAACGAGCUUGGUGGUUCUGCAUCUAAAACACUUUUUUUUUUCUUUUUAACUUGCUGGAUCUUUGACCUUUGUAUUUUUUUCUUCUAGUGUUCAGGUUUCCCACAGUUCCUAAUUUCCUAUUUUUUCUUUGGGAGAUUUGUAUUCUGGGUCUUGUAUUAUAGGGUCAUUGUUUCAUUUUUUCCCUUUCCUUUCCCUUGAUUGGGGUUUAUGAACUGUGAAUUAGUAUGAUAAUUGUUCAAAUAUUUUGUAUGAAAUCAUGAUUGUUACACAUAUAAAUGGUGGAUGGAUCUGAUAUUUUGGGUUGUGCCUCA
Spinacia oleracea (spinach) is the source of this 2123-nucleotide messenger RNA. RefSeq names its product protein REVEILLE 1. NCBI's taxonomy places the organism in Eukaryota, Viridiplantae, Streptophyta, Magnoliopsida, Caryophyllales, Amaranthaceae. The record is from RefSeq and is a predicted model, not a curated record. The transcript has 6 exons. Bases 242 to 1570 code for a protein of 442 amino acids. Gene Ontology annotation, molecular function: DNA binding.